UUUCCCCCACAACUACAAACCAAACAUCACACACACAAAAUAAGAAAAUACAAACACACAACUUUCUCUCUCUAGAAAAACAGACAGAACACAAAACAAACUACCGAAGUUUUAGAAACAAGUCCAUCCAACCCACGACUGUAGCCACACCCCCCACUUCUCAUCAUUACAUUACUUACAUUUUAUUGUUUCUAUAAUUAUUAUUCUACUGCAACUAAGCUUUCCUUAAAACAGAAACCCCUCCAAUUCAAUUCAACUUAAACACACACAUUGUUUGUCAGUUUUUGAGCUUCAUCAUGAUAUGUUAAUAAUUAAUUGUAUUAUCUUCUUCUGGUGAUGUGUUGAAAAUGGCAAACACGGCAACUAAUUACAGGAAUUAUGGGAGCAAUAAUGGUACUAGAAGCUCGCUCAAUUCUAAUAAGUCUUCAUCAUCGUCUUCUUCAUUCAAAUCUAAAGCGUCUGCGGCCAAUUCUGUGUCUUCGGCUCCUCCUCCUAGACGUAGCAGCACUGGUUCUGUUAAUGCUCUUAAGUAUGAUCCUGGAGUUCCCGGGAGAGUUCGGGUGGCUGUAAGAUUACGACCUCGAAAUGCAGAGGAGUUAGCAUCUGAUGCUGAUUUUGCUGAUUGUGUAGAGUUGCAACCAGAGCUCAAGAGAUUAAAACUUAGAAGAAACAACUGGGAUUCAGAUACCUAUGAGUUUGAUGAAGUGCUUACGGAAUUUUCAUCACAAAAGCGUGUUUAUGAAGUUGUAGCAAAGCCUGUAGUGGAGAGUGUUCUGGACGGUUACAAUGGAACAGUAAUGGCAUAUGGACAAACUGGUACUGGAAAAACAUACACGCUUGGACGAUUGGGAGAUGAAGAUACUGCAGCUCGUGGAAUAAUGGUGCGCGCAUUAGAGGAUAUUUUAUCAGAAAUAUCCCCAGAGACAGAUUCUGUGUGUGUCUCCUAUUUGCAGCUUUAUAUGGAGACUAUACAGGACCUCCUUGAUCCAUCUAAUGACAACAUCUCCAUUUUGGAAGAUCCAAAAACAGGAGACAUAUCAUUACCUGGGGCUACUCAUGUAGAAAUCAGGGAUCAAGAGAGUUUUCUUGAACUACUGCGAUUAGGUGAAGCUCAUCGCUUUGCAGCUAAUACCAAGUUGAAUACGGAAUCUUCUCGCAGUCAUGCUAUUCUGAUGGUACAAGUUAAGAGGUCAAUAAAGGGAAGAGAUUCUGCUGUUUCAAAUGAAAACGGCGACAAAUCCCACAUGCAUCGAACAUUGAAGCCGGGCAUCGUUCGGAAAGGCAAACUUGUUGUUGUUGAUCUAGCUGGUUCAGAGCGAAUUGACAAGUCAGGCAGUGAGGGCCACACAUUGGAGGAGGCUAAGUCUAUCAAUCUCUCUCUUAGCGCACUAGGAAAGUGUAUCAAUGCAUUGGCUGAAAAUAGCUCUCAUGUUCCAGUCCGUGAUUCAAAACUUACAAGACUUCUUCGAGAUUCAUUCGGCGGCACAGCAAGAACUUCACUGGUUGUUACUAUUGGUCCAUCUCCACGUCAUCGAGCCGAGACCUCAAGUACCAUUUCUUUCGGACAGAGGGCUAUGAAGGUGGAGAAUAUGCUGAAAAUUAAAGAAGAGUUUGAUUACAAGAGUUUGUCCAGAAGGCUUGAUAUACAACUAGAAACACUUAUUGCAGAGCACGAGAGACGACAGAAAGCAUUUCAGGAUGAGGUUGAUAGAUUAUCUUUAGAAGCACAGAAACGCAUUGACGAGGCUGAAAGAAACUUUGCUGAUGCACUGGAGAAGGAGAGACUGAAAUAUCAGAAUGACUAUGUGGAAUCAAUUCAGAAGCUCAAAGAUCAGUGGGUUUUGCAUCAAGAAAAUAGUGGCGAUGGAAGAGGGAAGGCUUCUGUUAUUUCUGCUUCUGAACAAGUUACUGAGGUUAAAUUGCUGCUUGAGAAAGAGGUUUCCAUACGUAAACGUGCAGAAGAAGAACUUAGUAAUCUUAAAUAUCAACUAAUGCAACGGGAACGAUCAGAGGCAGCUGGCAGUUCUGAGAUACUAAAGCUGCGAAAGACAUUGGAAAGUGAGACACAGCAGAAAGAGAAACUUGAAGAAGAAAUAGCUAUACUGCAAAAUCAGCUAUUGCAGUUAAGCUUUGAAGCAGAUAAGACCAGGAGACAACUUGACCAAAACGGGGAUGUAGAAGUUCCCAAUGGUAUUGAUUCCCCUGUUUCUCAAGCUAGGAACCAGCAGCUGCAGGAGUCAGGACAUGGGGAGAAAGCAUCGGUAGCAAAACUCUUUGAACAAGUUGGGCUACAAAAGAUAUUGUCAUUACUUGAGGCUGAAGACCCUGAUGUGCGUAUACAUGCUGUAAAAGUUGUCGCCAAUCUUGCAGCUGAAGAAACAAACCAGGAAAAGAUUGUAGAAGCCGGUGGUCUUGCUUCCUUGCUAAUGCUUCUUAGUAACUCUGAUGAUGAGACCAUUCAUAGAGUUUCUGCUGGUGCAAUUGCAAAUCUUGCAAUGAAUGAAACCAACCAGGAGCUUAUAAUGGCUCAAGGUGGCAUAGGCUUGCUAUCAAUAGCAGCAGCAAAUGCUGAAGAUCCUCAAACCCUCCGUAUGAUUGCUGGAGCCAUUGCAAAUCUUUGCGGCAAUGACAAACUGCAGAUGAAGUUAAGAGACGAAGGUGGUAUUAGAGCAUUGCUUGGAAUGGUUAGAUGUAGGCAUCCUGACGUCCUUGCUCAAGUUGCUCGUGGAAUUGCAAACUUUGCAAAAUGCGAGUCUAGAGCAUCUACUCAAGGGUCUAAACAUGGAAGAUCUCUCCUUAUCGAGGAUGGCGCUCUGGCCUGGAUUGUCCAGAAUGCUAAUAAUGAUGCUUCACCAAUCAGGCGGCAUAUUGAGCUUGCACUCUGUCAUUUAGCACAACAUGAGGUAAAUGCAAAGGACAUGGUUAUUGGAGGUGCCCUCUGGGAGCUUGUUCGCAUUUCACGAGAAUGCACACGAGAAGACAUAAGAAUUCUGGCACACCGAACGCUAACUUCUAGCCCGAUUUUUCAGGGAGAAUUGAAGCGGUUAAGAAUAGGCUACAACUGAGAAUCUUUUACGAGGAGAGUAGAAGUAUGAAUAUAUGUAGUUUAAGUACAUUCCAUUGGAUUGUUGUAUAUCACCGAACUACUUCGCAAAGGUGAGUAGGAAGGUUUUUUCACUCCACGUUCAAGUUUUGUACAUAACGGGGUGGCAUUUGUUUUUUGUAGCGCGUUUUAUUUCUUGAUCAUGUAAACAAUUGACUGUUAAAUAUAUAUUUCGUUGGAAUUUUUGUUUA
Molecule: messenger RNA, 3294 nt
Organism: Daucus carota subsp. sativus
Lineage: Eukaryota; Viridiplantae; Streptophyta; Magnoliopsida; Apiales; Apiaceae
Product: kinesin-like protein KIN-UA
Exons: 19
Coding region: 348-3065 (905 amino acids)
Biological process (GO): spindle elongation; microtubule-based movement; mitotic spindle assembly
Cellular component (GO): mitotic spindle; spindle microtubule
Molecular function (GO): microtubule binding; plus-end-directed microtubule motor activity; ATP binding
Source: RefSeq, a predicted model, not a curated record